Camellia sinensis is the source of this 1532-nucleotide messenger RNA. Its product is annotated as small ribosomal subunit protein mS78 (rPPR3a). Gene Ontology annotation, cellular component: chloroplast. Lineage: Eukaryota; Viridiplantae; Streptophyta; Magnoliopsida; Ericales; Theaceae. Gene Ontology annotation, molecular function: protein binding. The record is from RefSeq and is a predicted model, not a curated record. Gene Ontology annotation, biological process: chloroplast-nucleus signaling pathway; mitochondria-nucleus signaling pathway.
AUACCCAUCUCUUUUGCCAAAACCCUAAACCUCUGCAAAACUUCCAAUCAAUAAACACCUGCAGCCAUAAACCCUCGUUAGCUCCAUACCUCUUCAUUGACUACAAUCAUGUCUUCUCUCUCUCGCCUCAUCCACAGGACCUUCGCCACUUCUUUCUCCUCCUCCACACCUCCCCAACUCAAUCCCAACACCGUCAGAUCUCUCUCCAACGACCUCUACAAAGAGCGCAACCUCAAGAAACUCGUCGAGAAAUUCAAGAAAUCCUCCGAGUCCGAUCGCUUCCGAACCAAAACCGGCGUCUACGAAUCCACUGUUCGCCGCCUCGCCUCCGCCAAACGCUUCCGCUGGAUCGAAGAAAUCCUCGAGGACCAAAAGAAGUACAGAGACAUUUCCAAAGAGGGUUUCGCUGUUCGACUCAUUUCACUUUAUGGGAAAUCGGGCAUGUUCGACCAAGCCUCUAAGGUGUUCGACGAAAUGCCUGACUAUAAAUGUGAUCGCACUGUCAAAUCUUUCAAUGCCCUUUUGGGUGCUUGUGUCAAUUCGAGGAAAUUCGAUAAGGUUGAUGGGUUUUUUCGUGAAUUGCCGGAGACUUUAGCUGUUAAACCUGAUGUUGUUUCGUAUAAUACGGUGAUUAAGGCGUUUUGUGAGAUGGGUUCGUUGGAUUCUGCUGUUUCGAUGGUUGAUGAGAUGGAGAAGAAUGGUUUGGAGCCUGAUUUGAUUACAUUUAAUACACUUCUUGAUGCAUUUUAUGGGGAUGAUCGGUUUUCAGAUGGCGAGAAGAUUUGGGCUCGGAUGGAGAAAAAAAGUUUGGUUCCUGAUAUUAGAAGUUACAAUGCUAAGUUGGUUGGAUUGGUUUCUGAGAAGAAAAUGUUGGAAGCAGUUGAGUUAGUUAGAGAAUUUGAGACUAAGGGGUUGAAACCUGAUGUGUUCAGUUAUAAUGCUUUGAUUAAGGGCUUCUGUGAGGAUGGAAAUUUGGAGGAGGUUAAGAGGUGGUAUGGAGAGUUGGAAAAAAGUGAGUGUGUUCGAGAUAGAGCCACUUAUGGGACCCUUAUUCCGUUUCUCUGUGAAAAGGGUGAUCUUGAUUGGGCUUUCGAACUCUGCAAGGACAUCUUUGAACGGCGAAGCCUUGUUGUCAAUGGGCCAGUGUUGCAGCUUGUGGUAGAUGGGUUGGCUAAAGAAUCCAAGAUUGAAGAAGCUAAGAAGCUUGUGCAGAUGGGGAAGUCGAAUAAUUAUUCUCGCUAUAAACUACAAUUACCUUCAGACAAGUAGUGUUAUUAUUGCCUCCUUGUUUGAUCUUUGUACGUUAUAUCCUUCCUGCUAGUUGUUUUCAUUUGGACAAAUGCUAUUGCCUUUUAUAUUUCUUGUUUGAUCUUUCUAUGCUAUGCCCUUCCUGUUAGUUAAAACGAAUGUCUUUCUUGUGGUGGUUGAAUGAUGGUUGAAGAGGCAAGGAAUUUUUCUUAGCUGUGAAGGUUUAAUAAUUAUUAUUUUUCUCAAGUUAAUUGAAAAUUUAGAUGAAUGCCUUUCCUGGAAUA